CGUCAUUACAAUCAUUCCGGAGGAAACAGUCAAGUUGUUUGAGGAGGUCGCAGUCAGCGCUCUCUGCGCUAAUGUAGAGCGUUUAGCCAAGCCCAGCGGAAUCAUUAGAGUGUGAAGCCGCAGACACACUAAAGGCGUUCCCAUGCUGCUGUGUCGUGUUGGCUCCGUGAGCUGGGGACUGGGCUUGCGGAGCGGCGCCCUGCGCGCCCCAGCGCUGUCCUGCAGGAUCCACCGCGUGGGGACCUCCGGGGACGCGGCGCGCUUCCGCGACACGGUGCUGCUGCCCCACACUCACUUCCCCAUGAAACUCAACAAUCAGAAGCUGCUGGAUCGAGAGCUGCAGAUCCAAAGGGAAUGUGGUUUUGAUCAGUUGUACACCUGGCAGAGGGAGAGAAAGGCUAAGAAGGAGUUUUGUCUUCAUGACGGCCCACCCUAUGCUAACGGAGACACUCACGUCGGUCACGCCCUCAACAAAAUUCUCAAGGAUGUCCGUAACCGCUUUGAGGUGCUGCGUGGGACGAGGGUUCACUACGUGCCCGGCUGGGACUGCCAUGGUUUGCCCAUCGAACUCAAGGCACUGGGGCAGCUGCAUGCAGGCGACCUGACCCCUCUGCAGGUCAGGCGGAAAGCACGGGAGUUUGCGGAGGCUGCCAUAGCACGUCAGCGAGCAGCAUUCCAGCGCUGGGGCAUCAUGGCAGACUGGGGCAACUGUUACUACAGCUUCAGUGGGCAUUAUGAAGCCACACAGCUCCGCAUCUUCCAGGACAUGCACAGCAAGGGUUUGGUGUACCAGGACUACAAGCCUGUUUUCUGGUCUCCCUCAUCCAGAACGGCACUGGCCGAGGCUGAACUGGAGUACAACUCUGAGCACCUGAGCAGAUCCGUGUACGCUACGUUCACCCUGACAGCCCUGCCACCCAAACUGGCGCCAAGCUUGGAGGCACUGGGAAAGGUGUCUGUGCUGGUAUGGACAACACAGCCAUGGACAAUACCAGCAAACCAGGCCGUGUGUUUUAUGCCCAAAGCACAGUACUCUUUGGUGAAGAGAGUGGAUAGUGAGCAGCUCCUCCUAGUGGCCACGGAGCGUAUUGCCAGUCUGACCUCUGCACUGGGCACUGACUUACAGAAUGUGACCACAUUUGUUGGGUCUGAUCUGGAGGGCGGAGUCUGCCAGCAUCCCACAAUCUCUGGGAAGGAGGUGCCGCUCUUGCCAGCUAAUCAUGUGACCAUGGCCAAAGGAACAGGAUUGGUUCACACUGCUCCUGCCCAUGGCAUGGAGGACUAUAGUGUUGCCACUCACUUCAGCCUGCCAGUGGAUUGCAUGGUGGAUGAGGAGGGAAGGUUUAAUGAGCUUGCUGGGAAAGAUCUCCAGGGCCAGGCUGUGCUGGACAAGGGUACAGACACAGUGAUCUGUAUGCUGCAGGCCGCCGGUGCACUGGUGAAGGAGGAGUGGUGUGUGCACAGUUACCCGUACGACUGGCGGAGUAAGACGCCGGUGCUGUUUAGGCCCAGUAAACAGUGGUUCAUCAACACAGCCAACCUCAAAGACAAGGCCAAGGAAUCCCUGCAGAAGGUAAAGGUAAUACCUGAGUCUGCCAGGGCCACUCUGAUGGCCAAGCUGGAUGGACGGACGUACUGGUGUAUCUCCAGACAGAGGAGCUGGGGUGUACCAAUACCAGUGUUCUACCACAGAGAAACAGGAGAAGCACUACUCAACAAGUACACAGUGGCUCACGUUGCCAAGGUGUUCGAAGAGAAAGGAAGUGACAGCUGGUGGGUGGAGCCUUUGGAAGCAUUGCUUCCUGCUGACGUCCUCAAAAAGAGUAAUGCAGGAUCAGUGACAGAUUAUGAGCGUGGAGAGGACGUGUUGGAUAUAUGGUUUGACAGUGGAACAUCCUGGGCUGCUGUAUUACACGGUGGGUCAGCUUCAGACCCCCAUGCUGAUGUGUGUAUAGAAGGGAAGGAUCAGCUUGGCGGUUGGUUCCAGUCAUCUCUGCUAACCAGCGUGGCUGUUCGCAACAAAGCACCUUACAAGGCUCUGGUGGUCCAUGGAUUUGUGGUCAGUGAGAAAGGAGACAAGAUGUCCAAAUCUCUGGGCAACGUGAUUGACCCUGACAUCGUCAUCAACGGUGGACCGGAUCCAGUCCUGUCUCCUGCGUAUGGCGCAGACGUAUUGAGGUGGUGGGUGGCAGAAUCCAACGUGUUCUCUGAUGUCCAGAUUGGCCCCAAGACGCUGAAUACAGCCAGAGACAGCAUUUACAAGCUGAGGAACACACUGAGGUUUAUGCUGGGGAACCUGCAAGGAUUUGACCCUCAGACGCAGGCUGUGGACCCCAAACACAUGCACUACAUAGACCAGUACCUCCUGCACCUGCUCCGGGAGUACAGCAUCAAGGUAAGCGACGCCUACAGUGAGUUUGACUCUGGUCGGGUGAUCCGUCUGCUGCAGGCCUUCAUCAACAGAGAUCUGUCCAGCUUCUACUUCAGCAUCAUCAAGGACAGGCUGUACUGUGAUGCUGAGAACUCGCUGGGCAGGAGAUCGUGCCAGACGGUUCUGGAGGAGAUACUGGAUGGUGUGACGCGCUCCAUCGCUCCCAUCCUGCCUCACCUGGCCGAGGAGGUGUAUCAGUAUGCACCUGGGCAUGAUGAAGGUGAGACCCUGUUCCAGAGUGGCUGGAUUAAGAGCAGUUCCGUGUGGCGGAAGCCAGGAUUGGAGGAGGCCGUGGAGGGGGCGUGUGCUAUCAGAGACUCCUUCCUGUCCUCUAUCCCAGGACGCAAUGCUGUGGAGUAUGACCUCACCGUUGCCAUCGAGCCCGGCCUCCUCUUCGAGCUCAUGGAGUCUCUACAGGAGGAGCCCACCUCCACCUGCUCCCAGCUGACAGAGCUGAUGAUGGCCUCCCGCACCACCCUGAGGGAGGCGCUCCCCCGCGACCUGCCCGCUGACGCCAUCACCGGCCGGGGCACUUUUCUCAUCAACCUGGAGGGUGGCGUUAUCCGUGAGGAGAGUACCUACAACAUCGCAGCAGUGCCCAUCUCUCUCACGCGCUGCCCUCGAUGUCGACGCCACACGGCAGAGACGCCCGACUGCCUGUGUCCACGGUGCCAGACUGUUGUGAGGGAAGCCCAGUGAAGCCUUGCGUCACCAUAACAACCGUGCACCUAAAGCUCCUCCUCCUCCGGUCACAGCAGCCAAUCCAUGCAAAGCAAAGGAUUGUUCCAUAACCAUAGUUACCUGAUGUGGACCUAUGUAGAUCAUGUGGUCAGCAGUUUUAGAAAGUAAUGUUUAGGAAAAUCACAUCUGCAUGAGGUCUGGGGGAAAAUAAUGAGCAUGCACACAGUGUUUAGUACAGUGACGUCAGUCGCUGUGUUUGAAUAAGAAAACAAGUUUGGUAUCAUUCUGUAUUUGAGGUACCAUAAACCCCCACGUCAGUCCGGAGUCCAGAACCUGACCCAUCGCUGAAGAUGGAUGUUUGGCAGGAUGUACGUGUGUGUGUAAAUAAGUGAGAGUAACAGUGAGGGGACAACUGCCAACUGUUAAUUUUUCAUUCUUUCUAAAGCCAAAAGGAAGGGCUGCCUGUAAGGCCUGUGUGUGUAUGAAGAAAGGUGAAGAUUAUUUUACUGUUCUUGGUUGUACUGGCUUUACCUCCACAACAGGUGCUGUACUGUCUAACUGCUUUUCCCUAUACACCAACCACAUUGAAUAAAAGGCAUAUUUAAACUUUA
Electrophorus electricus (electric eel) is the source of this 3723-nucleotide messenger RNA. Lineage: Eukaryota; Metazoa; Chordata; Actinopteri; Gymnotiformes; Gymnotidae. The record is from RefSeq and is a predicted model, not a curated record.